AUGGCGGCAUCCAAGCCUGUCCUGGACGGCGUAUUUGGCGUGAACAAGCCCAUGGGCAUGAGUUCUGCCCAGGUCAUUCGCGACUGCCAACAGCAGUUCAACCCAUCCUCAUUCUUCAAGCCAAUGAUAGACGAGCAGAAAGCAAACAGAGGACAGGAAUCAAACAACAAGCGCAAGCGACGUGGCUAUGGCAAGAACGAUAUUCGCGUCAAGAUGGGCCAUGGUGGCACCUUGGACCCCUUGGCAACCGGCGUCCUCAUCCUCGGGGUAGGCAAUGGCACCAAAUCCUUGCAGUCAUUCUUAGACUGCACCAAGACGUACGAGACCGUCGUUCUGUUCGGCGCCAGUACCGACACAUACGACAGAGUCGGAAAGGUCUUGAAGAAGACAGCAUACGACCACAUUACCAAGAAGAUGGUUGACGAGGCAAUGAACAGCUUCCGUGGGAAGAUCGAUCAGAUGCCACCACUCUACUCAGCCCUCAAGAUGGAAGGCAAGCCGCUGUACGAAUACGCCCGCGAGGGCAAGCCCAUCCCACGUGAGAUUGCUACAAGACCCGUCGAGGUCGUCGAGCUGGACAUGGUCGAGUGGUACGAACCGGGCACACACGACUACCGCUGGCCCGCCGAAGAAGCCACACAAUUCGAGACAAACUUUGCCGAGCAGGUCUGGAAAAUCCAGAAGGACCAGACCACCAGGGAGAAGCGCACCCCAGAGGAGGAGCAAGAGGAGAAGGAGGCACUAGAGCGCUUUGACAAGGUCAAAGAGAAAGCCGAGCAGAGGGUGGACGAUCUGGUCUACGACCAGAACAACAAGCGCCACAAGAAGGAUAAGAGCCCCCCGAUGAUGAUGUCUGGUGCGCUGGGAGAGAAACCCGAAAAGAAGGUUGGUGGCAAGGGCUCCAACCUCAUUCCGCCGCCCCAUGAUCCCAACACCCCGCCGCCGUGGGACGACAAGGGUCCGCCUGCCGCCCGCAUUCGUAUGACUGUGACUUCCGGCUUCUACGUGCGAAGCUUCUGUCACGAUCUGGGCAUCAAGGUUGGGUCGAGCGCAAACAUGGCUGCACUGUCCAGAAGCCGGCAAGGUGAUUUCCUGCUGGGCACCGAGAACUGCAUCGAGUACGACGACAUCAUCAAGGGCGAGGAUGUCUGGGCGCCCCAGGUUGAGGCUGCUCUACUACAGUGGAAAAACAAGUCAAAGCCGGGUGCGGCGCAGGCUCCUACGAGGGCCCAACCAGUAGAAUCCCCGAAGCAAAAGUCCAUCGAAAGUCCUCCCUACAAGCGCAAGGCAUCCGAAGAGCUCGUUGCAGAAGAGGCUGCGCCGAAACGAAAGAAGUCCAAGUCUGCUUCUCCCCAGCCAGCCCCGAAGAAGAGCAAGGCCGAGGAAGAGGAGGAAUGGCAGGGUGUCAGCGAUGUUCCAGUCUCCCAGAAACAGGAAGUUGCACAGGCCUAA
Molecule: messenger RNA, 1452 nt
Organism: Truncatella angustata
Lineage: Eukaryota; Fungi; Ascomycota; Sordariomycetes; Amphisphaeriales; Sporocadaceae
Product: trub family pseudouridylate synthase-containing protein
Exons: 2
Coding region: 1-1452 (483 amino acids)
Biological process (GO): tRNA modification; mRNA pseudouridine synthesis
Cellular component (GO): mitochondrion
Molecular function (GO): RNA binding; pseudouridine synthase activity
Source: RefSeq, a predicted model, not a curated record